AUGGCAGUCGUCAAUUCCUCCGGCUUCUCGGAACUGCCCGCUCCGCCUGUUUCGCAGGUCAGCUUCGAAAGCUCCGCCCACGCCUUGUCUCAGCAGCGGAUUCGAACGACUGCCUACCACCCGGCGUCAAACGGCCUCGUGGAGCGCUUCCACCGACAGCUCAAGGUUGCCCUCCGGGCUGCUCCCGAAACACCCUGGCCAGAAGUCAUACCGCUCGCGCUCCUGGGGAUCCGCUCCACCUUCAAACCUGACAUAGGCUGCGCCGUCGCCGAGCUGGUAUACGGCACGUCCCUACGCCUCCCCGGAGAUCUCAUUUGCCCGUUGCCAGGCAGCACUGCUCUCUCACCAGCUGACUACGUUUCGCGGCUCCGCCGUACUAUGGCUGCCCUUCGUCCAGCAACAUCUCGGCCCUCGCGUGUGUCCUCGGCCUUCCAGCAUCCCAACCUCGCCUCCUGCACACACGUCUUUGUGCGCUGUGACGCUGUACGGAAGCCCCUGCAACCGCCCUACACAGGCCCUCACCUCGUGCUGCGCCGUUCACCCAACUUUUACACCAUUCAGCUGAACGGCCGCGAGGACACUGUUGCCUUAGAACGGCUUAAGCCGGCAUACGUCGACGCUGUACCACCAUUGCCGCCCUCCUUCUCCGUGGAGCUACUCUACGACUCACCCUCCACGGCAAGCUGUCCGCUCACUACUCCAGCUACUCUUCCCCCACCGUCGCCUCCUCGGCUGUCUACCCGACUCAGACCGCCCCGACAAGUCACUUGGGCUCCCAAGCUCGUUUCUAUUCGCCAGCUUCCAGCGCUUGGCUAG
Ornithodoros turicata is the source of this 816-nucleotide messenger RNA. RefSeq lists its product as uncharacterized. NCBI's taxonomy places the organism in Eukaryota, Metazoa, Arthropoda, Arachnida, Ixodida, Argasidae. The coding region runs from base 1 to 816 and encodes 271 amino acids. The record is from RefSeq and is a predicted model, not a curated record. Gene Ontology annotation, molecular function: nucleic acid binding. The transcript is spliced from 2 exons.